UGCCUUCUGUAUUUCACUAUUUCUCUCCAUUUCUACUCACAGAGCUACACAUCAAAAGCGUAAAAUUGAUUCACAGUCACAGAGAAGGAGUGAGAUAGAGGCGGCGCAAGAAAAAUCUCUAGAACACUGUUUUGAGAGUAAUCUCGCUUGUGUUCCUCAUUUUCAAUUUGAAAAUCUGAGAAUUUGAGCUGAAGAAAGUAAAAAAAUGGAGAGAACUACUCCGGUGAGGAAGCCUCACACAUCUACAGCAGAUCUGCUCACUUGGCCGGAGAAUUCUCCGGCGGAAUAUUCUGCCGCCGAAUCUGCAACUUCUGCUUUACGUGCUGGGAUCCGAGAUCACCAGCCGUCAAGUAGGAUCAGCAAGGUUCUUUCCGGAGGACAGGUGACUGAUGAGGAAGCUGAGAGCUUGAAUAAAAGGAAACCAUGCUCCGGGUCUAAAUGGAAGGAGAUGACUGGUAGUGGUAUCUUUGCAGCUGAUGGUGAAAACGGUGAUGCGGAUUCUGGCAGUGCCAACCCUACUCUUAGUAGUAACCGAGCAGGGUUACAACAUUACCAGCAAGCUGUUCGUGGAAUCAGCCAGAUAUCGUUUGGUACAGAAGAGAGUGUCUCCCCUAAGAAACCAACAUCACUACCUGAGGUGGCAAAGCAGCGAGAGUUAAGUGGAACACUUGAAAGCGAGUUGGAUGCAAAAAUGAAGAAACAGCUAUCUGAUGCUAAGUGCAAGGAGCUUAGUGGACAUGAUAUAUUUGGACCUCCUCCCGAGACUCCACCUCGACCAUUGGCUGCACGAUCUGUGGAGCAGAAAGAGAGCAUGGACAUGGGUGAACCAGCACCACGAAAUCUACGCACAUCCGUCAAAGUAUCUAAUCCUGCGGGAGGUCAGAGUAAUCUGAUGUUUAGUGAGGAAACAGUGAUGAAGACAGCAAAGAAGAUACAUAAUCAGAAAUUUCAAGAGCUUAGUGGCAAUGAUAUCUUUAAAGGUGAUGCCCCUCCAGGGUCUGCUGAGAAGUCACUUAGCACAGCAAAGCUGCGGGAGAUGAGUGGCAGUGACAUCUUUGCUGAUGGGAAGGCAGCCAACAGAGACUACCUAGGCGGAGUCCGCAAGCCUCCUGGUGGGGAGAGUAGCAUUGCUCUUGUUUAACUGCCUUGUCUGACCCUGUUUUUUUUACUUUAAUUAUUCUGUCCAUGGUUUGGUUGUCUUGAUCGAAUUGGGAAAAGAUACUAUGCACGUUGAAUGUUGAUUGUUUUCGUACGUGCUUGAUGUGGGUGAUUUGAGAUCGCAGUGUGGUCCUUUAAUAUAUUUAGGUCUUUAACAACAUCCAAACAAGAACGGACUGUUCUCUAAUUUGCUUUCCAAUCACUUGGUUUUAUAAGUAUUAUUUUGGAGCUAGUUUCUAAC
Molecule: messenger RNA, 1399 nt
Organism: Telopea speciosissima
Lineage: Eukaryota; Viridiplantae; Streptophyta; Magnoliopsida; Proteales; Proteaceae
Exons: 5
Coding region: 206-1141 (311 amino acids)
Source: RefSeq, a predicted model, not a curated record